Messenger RNA from Alternaria alternata, 1680 nucleotides. RefSeq lists its product as hypothetical. The coding region runs from base 494 to 1282 and encodes 262 amino acids. The record is from RefSeq and is a predicted model, not a curated record. The transcript has 2 exons. NCBI's taxonomy places the organism in Eukaryota, Fungi, Ascomycota, Dothideomycetes, Pleosporales, Pleosporaceae.
AAGACAACCCGUUAGUGAUCUUUGUGCAUUCCCAAGACUGUCAAGCAUAUAACUAUGUUUUCUGGAAUGAUGCAUCUAAGGAGCGAGUCGAACAUGAGUGCCACCGACCCACGUUCUACGUGUAGAAUGAUAAUCAUAGUCUCUAGGAUGGCAGGUUCCGUCGUAUUGGCGUGGUGACGGAGCCAUGCGACAGAGUCCAUGAAGGAUUUCGGAACAUACAGUGAUUGUCACCUUAAGGGGUGUCUUUGGACGAUGACUGGUGUUUGUUGGCUAGAGGGAAGGUCGCGACACGCCAAGAAUGUCAUAAGAUGAGGCUAUUCGGAACAACCCCGGCCCCACGGACCGAGCUCAACAUCAUCGCGUCCAGCACUCUGACUUUGAUCAACAAAGUUGUAUCACCAAACUACACCCACGUAUCCUGCGAAUCGGCUCCAUCAACAGACGCCUAGUAAUCACCUUUGCAUAUCCAGACACAGCACCACGAGGCGCAAAGAUGCCGCAACCACCAUCCCGCGCCGUCUCCUCUAAAGACCUUCCUCCCUCGGUUGAAAGCGCCUACUACAGGAAAUGCAUCGACCUCCGCCGCCGUAUAACCGACAUCGAAGAGAACAAUGACGGCACGCGCCUGCGCAUCACACGCCUGAACCGCGGGAUUCAGAAGAUGCGUCUUGAGCGCGCAUUUCUUCUUGAGCAGCUCAACAAACACAUGGAGUACAACGUCGACGACAGCGAUCGCAGCAGCAGCCCACCGCCCACUCCAACAGACAAGCCAUUGAGAAGCAAAAGGAGCCACAAUAGGAAGGGCACACCUCCCCUUGGCGGCAGUGCUGAGGGAGGAGCCGGUGAGAGGACAGCCAUGAGCGGGGAGGGCAGACUGGGAUUGGGAGCCCUGUCGCAUGGCAUGAACCCCAUGAGUAGUGCUCAGAGUACCCCGGACCCAUCAGGGCGUCCCCAGAACAGCUACUUCGGUACCAUCGGCGCCCCCACGGCGACAAGCCCACACACCGGUGCAAACGGCGCACCUCCUACACUUCCUCCCCUUCACUCGCUCCCACCGCUGCAGCCACAGCAGCAGCAGCCAGCACCCGCCCAGCGCGCAUACUUCGACCCAGCCUAUGACGAGCAACGCCCCACACCCGCUAGCAACGAGGAGGCAGCCGCCCGUCCACGCGCGUACUCAGGUGCUGCCCAGCAACCACCGACGACCGAUUCCGCGCCUCCUCCGCCGCAGAACGGCGACACCGAGAUGACCGACGUAAGCUUCACAGCUGUCAACCGCUAGGAUGGUUAUAGCCUGGGUAGUGGAUGGCGUCGAUUGUAAUAACGCUGGAAAGUUGGCAAGGAAAACACCGAAGUGAUAGCAAGGCGUUAGGGCACAUUUGAGCUUCUGUACAGACUUUCGGUAUCUGUAUGCAACAUUUGUAAUUGUUGUUUCUUUCCCGGGUUCAGGGGAUUGUGUAUUAGUACAGGUGUCUACCGACUAAAAUUGUGGGCACAAAGCAGGGCGAGAUUUCCAUGCAUACUUGAUUAACAAAGCUCGCUAGGGUGAACAUGAUCAUGUCCGUGUUUGUGUGAACGUAUUACUUGAACCUGAAGCAGUACGGUCCGUUGGGCAGAGCAAGUUGGGAAGAUUGUUUGGGUUCAGUAUCAUUUGUAAUGUGGAGCCUGUGUCAAGAACAU